This is a messenger RNA of Morchella sextelata, 627 nucleotides long. RefSeq lists its product as uncharacterized. Gene Ontology annotation, molecular function: cyclin-dependent protein serine/threonine kinase regulator activity. Gene Ontology annotation, biological process: positive regulation of transcription by RNA polymerase II. The transcript has a single exon. The record is from RefSeq and is a predicted model, not a curated record. Gene Ontology annotation, cellular component: mediator complex; nucleus. Lineage: Eukaryota; Fungi; Ascomycota; Pezizomycetes; Pezizales; Morchellaceae. The coding region runs from base 1 to 627 and encodes 208 amino acids.
AUGAGCUUUGAUCGGCAAGAAACCCCCUCUUCCAAAUCCCUGUACCCCGCUGAACGAAUAGACGUUAUGCCCUCUGAUACAGCGAAGCUCGCCGAAUGCGAGUUCUAUCUCAUAUCCGAGAUGAACUCGUAUCUUAUAGUCCAUCACCCAUACCGUACGCUACAGGACCUUACACCUGUCAUGAAUUUGACGACUGAGGAAAACAAUAUGUCCUGGCAGGUUAUCAAUGAUUCCUGCUUGACCGACCUGCCGCUGUUGUAUCCCCCACACAUCAUUGCACUUACUGCAAUAUUCUUGUCUGUAGUACUGAAGCCCUCGCUGUCUCAAGCCAGUCUACAUGCUGCCGCAACAUCUGCAGCCGCUGCUGCGGUUGUGGCGGCAAAUUCUGGUAACGGCAGUGGGAGUAAUGGCAACGGCAGCCUUGGUGCGAGCGGUCAGGGACCACAGAGUCGCAUCGGAAAAAUAAUAGAGUGGUAUGCUGAAUCGAAGGUGGACAUGGAGGCCAUUAUAGAUUGCACCCAGGAGAUCAUAUCUCUAUAUGAGGCCUGGGAGUCGUUUACUGCAACUGCGGAGAAGAACUGCAAAGACCAGCUUACUCGGAUGAUUAAGGCAAUAGGAAUGUCGUAG